Messenger RNA from Zea mays, 3262 nucleotides. RefSeq lists its product as uncharacterized. The transcript is spliced from 10 exons. Gene Ontology annotation, biological process: negative regulation of transcription elongation by RNA polymerase II. The record is from RefSeq and is a predicted model, not a curated record. NCBI's taxonomy places the organism in Eukaryota, Viridiplantae, Streptophyta, Magnoliopsida, Poales, Poaceae. Bases 235 to 2946 code for a protein of 903 amino acids. Gene Ontology annotation, molecular function: histone reader activity.
GCGGACCCAUGUGUCAAUCAGUCAAAAGACACACCCACCACGUCCCUCCGGAGGCGACCGAAACCCAUUCUCUAUCUGUGGCGAGCCACCGUCUGCUUCCUUGUGCACUUCACUCUGCACUGCAGUCUGCGCACACCCAAACCACCCCGCCACACAAAGAGCAAAACCCUCUUUCUCUGCCCCUCAGUCACCGCCGCGAACUUGCGUCUUGCGAUCGAGGGAGGAACCCACCAAAUGGCUCGCGUGGAGAGGCAGCCGCGGAACCCUAGUAGGCUCGCCCCCACCUCCCACCCGGCGCCGGCGCUUCCGACGACGCCGGCUGCUCGCCGCCCCGGCACGCCACGGAACGCUGCCCAGGGCACAGUUUGUGCAACAUGUGUUUGCGGUUCAGGAAAUAAUGCCCGCUGUCACUGCAAGCAAGACGCAAGAUCCAGACAUAACCAAACACACCACGGUAAUGAUGGAACAGCCACAGCCGGGGGAAUUGCAAAACCAGACUCUCAAGAUAAGCUCAAGAUGGCUAGAUUUUCUGGUGGUACAUAUUCAAAACCUGAUGCAAGAGUGAAGCUGAUUCCUGCAGAAGAUAUUACCUAUUUACAGCGUCGGAAACCAUGUGGUAGAACUGUUGGGUCAGUUGGGUCACAGAAAAGACAUUGCAGAAGAAGUGUCACACCACCUCCAAGUUCACGAAGAGUGUCUCUCCUAGGAUCUAGAUCGCUUGCUGAAAAUCCUAUCCCAUCAGUGUCAUCCCAUGACUCGUGUUUACCCCAUAAGAGGCUUGAGACAGCUGAAAAUAGGGACCCAUGUGCUGGGGGGCACAUAAGUAGCUCUGUGACUCCCUGCACUUCUUUGAAAAACCUUGCAUCACCGAGUUGCAAAUCCUCACAACCUUUGAGUACUAAUUUGAAUACUGAUGCUACUCCAAGAAAUUUAGACAGAAUGGUAGGCAUACAAACACAAGCACUCGCCAGGAGCUCCAGUUCGAGUAUUUUGCAUUCUCAAGGCCAGAACAGUGAAAAAGUGUCUGCUAGUUUGCCAAAAGAGGCAGUGACAAAUCCUGCGUCUCCUAGUCCCAAGCAAAUUGGUGCUCAACAUCCAAGUGACAAUCCUCUUGUUACGAAGGCAGGACCUUCUAAGAGUGUGUGCACACAUGAGAGUGAAAAGUUGUGCAGCAGAGACAUCAAUUUAACUGCAACAAGUACUACAGUUCCUGUCUUGCAAGCUCCUGUUGUGGAGCCUGCAUUGCUAAGCUCAACAUCUGUGUUCACUGAAAGGCCCUUUGAGGUUUAUCCUGACACAAGAACUGCUGCUCCUGGCAUGCAGGAACUUAGUGUGAAGCAUGUGUUGCUGACCCCAAUACCUGUGCGUCAUGAACCUUCUACGGAGUGCCUAAAGGUUCCUCCAAAACACAGCCUGCAUUCCAUUGCAUCUGCGCAACAUGGUGCAUUGUCGCAAGAAAGAAACUCAGGGGCAUCAAUUAGCCAUGGCAGAUCUUCAGCUUCAGGUGCACUAUCAAUCUUACAUAUGAAGCUGGCCAAGAAGCAUUAUCAAUCACAAGCCUGCUGGAAGGGCAACUUUCAUGUUACUGGAGGACUGAUACAUACUUGUGAUGGACUUGAAGCCCAUUUCCCUUUAGAAAUUUCUGUAAGAGUUUAUGAAGCUUCAAACCAAAUGCCUGAAAUUUUAAAUCUAGAGGCUGUACCUAUUUCCCAGCUGUGGCCAAAAAAAUUCAAGAUGGUACCUCCCGACAUUGAGGAUAUUGGACUAUGGUUUCUGAGCAGUCGCCAAAGGCCACACUGGAGUUUUGAUCACCUUCUUGAAAAAGUUUGUUCACAUACUGGUCUGUUCACAAAAAUUGGUGAUAUUGAGUUGGCAGUGUUUUCAUCGAAGUUGCUUACACCACAAGAUCAGAGGAAAGAUGGCAAAUUAUAUUUCUGGGGUGUUUUUGGGAAGCAUAUGAGGAAGAAGUCAUGCCAACCAAACAGUCAUAUAAAAAAUGUGGAGAUAAGCAAUCCCAGUCAACCAAAUGGCAAAUCUGAGGAAGUAGGCAUGAAAUUGGAUAUGAGAAAAGGCAAAGAAAAAGAGAGUGCUAAAUCUGACGAGGUAUUGGAUUCAACAGGAGGCAAUGAUACCGAUAGGGUCAAUGGCUGCGUGGCAGUGCUUGAGGCUCCUGAUUCAGACCCUGCAUCCAGUUGCUCGGUUCCGGCUGCCUCUUCUCUUGGCGGAUAUUGCCAUCAUGACUCUGCAAAAAAUAGCUCUUCUAUCUUAGAUUCUUCAUGCCAGCCUGCUGACGGAUCUUCUGUUAGCCCAGACCUCAUGCUGGACAUACCCCCUGGAAUUUCUGCGCAUAUACCUCCUGGCUUCACAAAAGCCCACUGUCAGCUUCAGAUGGGAACUGCUGCUCUGUCUUUUGCUGAUAGGCAUCGCAGUCUGAUUUCGGACAUUCCUCCAGGCUUUACUGAAGUUCAUCGUGGACUCCCUCCUGCAAUUCCACCUGCUGGACCAGCUUGUGUGUCGACCCCUGGGACUGAAAAGAAGCCCUUCGUUAGGUUCUCGCUUAAUGUCCCAAGGCCUGUUGGAAUGGGAGCUCCACCUGGAUUUACUCCACUGCAUGCAGUGAAGAAAGAGCCUGGGCUGCCUGAUGUCCAUGAGACCGCAGAUAAGCACACACUACAUUCUUUGGCAGCUGCGGCAGCUGCAGUGGUUAAGCCUGGGAAAGGAGGUGAAAUGAAAAUCGCAGACAAUGAGGUAAAGACUGAACAAGAUGAAAACUCAGAGGAACGAGAUUUUCCAAAGAUCAGGAGGCUUUCAGACCUGUACUGUAGGCCUUCGGAGGACAGCACUGAAUUUUCCCAGCGUAUGCCUGCACGCUUGCCCGACAAGUUUCAGGAGCAGAGACCCGAGAAACGUCUUGUGCAUCCACGGGAGGAGGUCGGGCGGCGAUGAUGCCUGCAAAGGGGCCGAUGGCAGCAUCGCCAGGUGGUCGUCUGGAUAGCGAGUGCGUUGUAUGUGGUGAAGAGUUCCCCGCAGAGUGAUUUCUAGGAUUACCUCGACAAAGGGUACUAGACUGCUUUGUGUUAGUGAUUAUCCUGUUCAGCGGCAAUGAUGUACAUGCCUGGACAAUUAGCAUGCUGAGCUUGUGCGUACAGGCCAGCACUUAUCGUGAAGUCCGUGCUACAUCAUCGAAACGGUUAACGAUAUUGGGUAGUUUUGGUGAAACCCAUGCAUCAAAUGUGAUGGUCGAGCAGCAUUACUGUUUUUA